GCAGUCAGUUCCUUACCAGACCUCGAACAGACGAGACGAGGGAGACUCUUUUUUUUAUGCAACGUGAUUCUGAAGGAGGGCGCAAUGCUUGUCCUCAUUCUCGUCCUUGAGAUCCUGCUCUGCGCAGCCCAAGAAUGGCAGCCCCCGGAGAUCAGACUGAACUCGGGAGAGGUUCUGGACCAGCCCGAGCUGGUCCUGAGUCGCUCUACGUCGCUGGUUCUGCGCUGCACGGGGAGCGGCGCCGUCACCUGGGUCACCCGCCUGGCCCGGCACAAGAAGCACAUCUCCAAGGGCCCGGGGAAGGACAGCGUCUUACGCAUCAACAACCUCACCGCGGAGCACACCGGAACCUACACGUGCGAGUACCAGGCCCGGCCGGGACUGCAGACGUCCGUCCACGUCUACGUGAACGAUCCAACAAUUCUUUUCACCACCUCGAGCACCAGGCUGGUGAAGAAGGAGGGGGAAGACUGUAUGCUGGCCUGCCUGCUGACGGACCCCAACGCCACGGAAUUCUCGCUGCGCAUGCAUAACGGCUCCUCCGUCCCACCCGGGAUGAACUACACCGUCGACCCCAAGCGAGGGGUCCUCAUCCGAAACCUGCACCCCAGCUUCAACGCUGACUACGUCUGCGUCGCCAAGGUCCGGGGCUUGGAGAAGGCCUCCAGACCCUUCUCCAUCAACGUCAUCCAGAAGCUGCGGUCCCCCCCCUACGUGUUCCUGGAGGCGGAUGAGUACGUGCGCAUCGUGGGAGAGCAGCUGAGAAUCCGCUGCUCCACGCACAACCCCAACUUCUACUACAACGUCACCUGGACACACUCCUCCCGCAGUUUGCCAGCCCCAGAGGAGAAGAGUCAUUCAGAAGGUAACCGGCUGGACAUCGUUAGCAUCCUGACCAUUCCCUCCGUGAAGAAGACGGACACAGGAAACAUCACCUGCGUGGGAGUCAAUGAGGCAGGAACAAACAGCACCAUCACCCACCUGCAGGUCGUAGAUGGGCCGUACAUCCGCCUGUCCCCGUGGCUGCAGCGCGGCUUCGCCCGUCAGGGCACGGACGUGGAGGUGAGCGAGGGGGAGGACCUGGAGCUGAGGGUGCUGAUCGAGGCGUACCCCCAGAUCCUGGAGAAGCGAUGGGGCGCGCCCUCCUCGCGCAUCAUUUCGGAGCUGGAGCAGAAGUUCUACACGCACAACAACAGGUACGAGGCUAUCCUCCUGCUGAAGAGGAUGAACUUUGGUGAGCAAGGCCAGUACACCUUCUACGCAAAGAGCAGCAAGGCCAACGCCUCCAUUUCCUUCAACGUGCGGAUGUACCAGAAGCCUGUCGCCGAGGUGAGAUGGGAGAACAUCAGUACCCUCACCUGCACGUCUUUUGGGUACCCCGCGCCCCAAAUAUUCUGGUACCAGUGUUCCGGAAUCAGACCAAGCUGCAGCGAGAACGUUUCGGCGGUCCUGGAGCGCCUCCCGGCGGAGACGGUGGAGGUGCAGAGGGAGAGGUACGGUCCGGUGGGGGUGGAGAGCGUGCUGACCGUGGGACCGUCCAGCCACAGGAUGACCGUGGAGUGCGUGGCCUCCAACCUGGCCGGCGUGGGAUCAGACACCUUCGCUAUGGAGGUCUCCCAUAAGCUGUUUACACCCACCCUGGUCGGCGCAGCUGCAAUGGCUGCCCUCUUCCUGCUUCUUCUGUUGAUCCUGCUCUACAAAUACAAACAGAAACCCAGAUAUGAAAUCCGGUGGAAGAUCAUUGAAGCAAGCGAUGGAAACAACUACACCUUUAUUGACCCUUCCCAGCUUCCAUACAAUGAGAAAUGGGAGUUCCCGAGAGACAAGCUGAAGCUAGGGAAGAUUCUCGGUGCCGGUGCCUUCGGGAAGGUGGUGGAGGCCAUGGCCUACGGUCUGGGAAAGGAGGACAACGUGAUGCAGGUCGCCGUGAAGAUGCUGAAGCCGAGUGCUCACCCGGAGGAGAAGGAGGCUCUGAUCUCCGAGCUGAAGAUCCUCAGCCACCUGGGACAGCACAAGAACAUCGUCAACCUGCUGGGCGCCUGCACGCACGGAGGACCGGUGCUGGUGAUCACGGAGUACUGCUGCCACGGCGACCUGCUGAACUUCCUGCGGUGCAAGGCCGAGACCUUCCUGAACUGCGUCAUCCCCAUGCCGGAGGUCCCCGAGGAGACCGGCGACUAUAAGAACCUGUGCAUCGACAAGAAGUACAUCCGGAGCGACAGCGGGAUCUCCAGCUCCUGCUCGGACAACUACCUGGAUAUGAAGCCAGGGACCGUUCCCGGGCCUGCCCAGGGUCCGGCCGGCGAGGACGACGGAGUGGACACCUGGCCUCUGGACAUGGACGACCUGCUGAGGUUCUCCCUGCAGGUCUCUCAGGGGCUGGACUUCCUGGCUGCCAGAAACUGCAUCCACAGAGACGUGGCGGCGAGGAAUGUCCUGCUGACGGACGGCCGCGUGGCGAAGAUCUGUGACUUCGGCCUGGCGCGAGACAUCAUGAACGACUCCAACUACGUGGUGAAAGGGAACGCCCGGCUCCCAGUGAAGUGGAUGGCCCCGGAGAGCAUCUUCGACUGCGUGUACACGGUGCAGAGUGACGUGUGGUCCUACGGGAUCCUGCUGUGGGAGAUCUUCUCUCUGGGUAAGAGCCCUUACCCGAGCAUCCUGGUGGACACCAAGUUUUACAAGAUGAUCAAGUGCGGCUACCAGAUGUCCAGGCCCAACUUUGCCCCGCCUGAGAUGUACUCCAUCAUGAAGCUGUGCUGGAGCUUGGAGCCCACAGACAGGCCGACCUUCAGCAAGAUCAGCCAGCUCAUCCAGAGGCUACUGGGGGACGAGCCAGAGCAGAAGGUCUAUGAGAACGUGGACGCAGACCAGCUGGAGGGCCCCCCGGAACCCUGCGACGCCACACAAUGCUGCGAGGGGUCAUGUGACCAGACCCAGUCAUGUGACCAGGACGAGGAGGAGCAACCGCUGAUGAACGCCAACAAUUACCAGCUCUGCUGAGGUGUUACAACCCACCCCCUCCUGCUCCCAAACGCCCACCGGCCAACCUUUGCCUCCGACUGCCUUAGGUCACUUCCUCUUUGCCCUUUUCAAAAAAUAUUCACACGGUUAUUGAGCUGUGGCAAGAGAUGCCUGUGUCUUCCCUGCUGGGAACAAAACUGCUCAAACUAGGUUUUGAAACAGCUGGCAGCUGGUUGACCAGUUCACACCAGCUCCCAGCUUGACAUGGUUGGACCAGCUCAAGCUAUGUUUUGAAAUGGCUUUUAGCUGGAUGACUAGCUACCAGCUCAGACAAGCUACCAGCACUAGCUGGUUGACCAGCUCAUACCCAGCUAGACCAGCUUUAUGACCAGCUUGGCCAUGCUGAAUUUUUAAGCUGGUCAAGAUGGCAUAGCUGGAUUUUACGGCAGGGUUCCCUCUGAAUCUUGAAACAAAUCUCCGCUGAAUUUUUUGCACACAGAGAAGUGCUGAGGUGUAGUGGUGCAUCUAAUGCCUGACAGGUCUCAGUUUAAACGUCUUUUGACUUUAAGAGCCGUGUCAUUGACUUCAGACAAGGCGGUGCAUGGCUGACUGAACUCAGGUCGGCGACAGAGGUCUUUGUUGACGUUGUGACCGCCAAAGUCAGAUAGAAUGCAUCCGCACAAAACCUCACACACGUUUAUGGCCAGCCCAGAUCUGUCACUUUAUGCUGAUUUUAGGGUCAUCGUCUCCCAGAGAAAUCCACGACCAUGGUACUUACAUCGUGUACAUUCACGUCAACCAAAACUACGUGGGUUAGCAGAUAUGGUUUUUCCCGAAAGUUUAGGAUCAGCAUAUUCGUUUGGAUUGAGGGAAAUGAAAGUCCGCUUUUAACUAUGUUUUUGUGACGAUAACACGUACCGUUUACACGGAACAGAGAUACGCGGUUCUCUUCGUGCAUCACUGACCAUGCAGUGCACACAUGCCAGACAUAUUUCCAGCAAAGACCGGUGGUGAAACUGCGUUCUUGCAAGACUGCGUGUUCAAUGGGGCCUUUCCACAGUUUCAGAAAGCAGAGAUUGCCUAAGUGCCCACAAAAUUUCAUAUUCAUCGAUGGAAAGUCCUAAUUCAACUGGUAAAAACAAAGCUCACUGUUUAUGAGAUAUUACAAAUAUAGUUCUGCAGGUGCAAAACCAAUUUUUCUCUUUAAAUAAAACACGGCUGGGUUUGAAAUAUGCUAAAAUGUGCUUGUUACCAGGAUCUUGACUUUGCUUGUAAACACCAGCUCCUUUUCUGUCUAAAGAGCACACCAGGAGGUCUUAUCCUCCUGAGGCAUAGCAGGAAGAAAUGUUUUAACUUUUGUGACAUUUUUGUGUCUGGGAUGACUUUGAUGGCAAAACAAAUUUGCAGUGAAAAUAUUUUGAAAAAAUAUUAUUUUCGUUUUAUUGAAUGUUCCUUCUGGGGCGGGUUUCAGUAUUGUAGAAUAUAAGGCUCUUGAGAUUAAGGGGACAAAAUGGAAUUCCCAUGUUUUAGGAUAUGAAAAUAACCCAAUGGUUAAUUCCUAUGGCCCGAUUUACUGAGUCGUUUAGCGUGCGCAAAACCUUUGAGCACAUACGGAACAAUAUGGCCAAUGAUUGGUCAUGUUAUUUGUGUUGCACCAAUCAGUGGUUUCGUUAUUAGAUUUUCUCAGUAAAUCAGGCCCUUAGUGCCUCUGACCGGGGACGUAAUGUUCUGUAGACCCACGCUAACGGUGCUCGCUUAGCACAAACGUCAACCUCCUGUAUUACUUAAAUCAGUCGACAAUACUCAUAGUAACUCAAAACAACUCACAGCCCAACAGUUUUCAAUAAGCUAAAAUAUCAACAGCCGCAGCACGAACACAACUCGAUACAAACUCAAGAUCUUGUGAAUUAGCGUCAUAGAAAAAAAGCUUACAUUUAAUUAACUUGGUCUCAUCUCACUUCAUUACAUAUAUACUACACAAUGUUUAAUACAGCAUUAAUGUUAAUGUUUUUUUGUCUGAAUAUUAUGUAAAAAUGCUGUUUACUUUUCUCCUAUGUAGCAUUCAGCAUAUACUGCCUGUGACAUUUGUAUAGAGUUAAAAUAUUAAUAUAACUGUCCAAGAUUACCCUUAUGACUGUUCUUGGUAUUGGACCACCCUGGGUGUAUAGGCAAUGCCAUGAGCAAGUUACCAAUGAAGUGUUUUUCUAAAAUUAUUUUUGUAUUGUUCAAAAAUAUAAAUUUGUAUUGCUUACUGUGAUAAAAUAUGAAUAACAACGGAAGAUUUCACAAUUCAGGAAAUGGCUUGUCAAUGAUGCAAAAAAAAAAACUGGCUAAGGAAAUUCAAAAAUACUUUGUAUGCCAGCGCUGGAUACAAUGACAGUCACCAGUGCAAUAACUAAAUUGCUAUUUGUUUUUAACAAGUCUAUGAAUGAAAAAGGUGAAUAUUUUGCUAAAAUCUAACUGAAUCAGAAUCGAGCCAUCUCUUUCCAAACUUUGAGUACUUUAGUUUAUGGACAAAACACUGAAGGCUAAAGGCCACAAAACCAAAGUAGGUGGAGCUAUCAAGUGCUAUGGAACGCUGAUAUGAGCCAAACGCUUUGAUCUCAGCAGCAGAUCAAUUUGAUUGGCUGUCAAAGUGGUCUGUAUAAUGCAUGCAUUGGUGGAUAUCUUGAUUAAGAAAACCUACUGUAAUUUUAUAAUUAGUCACAUUGGCUCCUCCUUUCAAUCGAUUAUCGCAAAAAUUCUUGAUACGAUUCUUGUUUUGACCAGAUAGAAAUUAAUAAAGAUUAUGUCUGCACAAUUGAUAAAAGCAAAAAGAAAAGAAAACAUGGAAAUCAUAAGAUCACAACAUCAAAACACCUAAGACAGGAUCGACAUUCUGGUAAGGGUAGUCAUUUUUAAAAAGUCAACUGCUCUUUUUUUUGUUUUUGUACUUGACUAAUGCAUUCACAAUAUUUCCACAAAUAUAUGAAAUACUAACAUUAUCAGGGCAUUUCACUAAUGCAAUUUAUGUGAAGCUGAGCAGAAUGUUGAACAAGCCUGUUGUAAUUCUGUACUCAUUAUCUAAUAAACAGUUCAAACUUCGA
Molecule: messenger RNA, 6050 nt
Organism: Conger conger (European conger)
Lineage: Eukaryota; Metazoa; Chordata; Actinopteri; Anguilliformes; Congridae
Gene: csf1ra
Product: colony stimulating factor 1 receptor, a
Exons: 21
Coding region: 85-3003 (972 amino acids)
Biological process (GO): cytokine-mediated signaling pathway; multicellular organism development; cell surface receptor protein tyrosine kinase signaling pathway
Cellular component (GO): signaling receptor complex; CSF1-CSF1R complex
Molecular function (GO): ATP binding; macrophage colony-stimulating factor receptor activity; cytokine binding
Source: RefSeq, a predicted model, not a curated record